This is a messenger RNA of Boleophthalmus pectinirostris (great blue-spotted mudskipper), 6348 nucleotides long. It is a transcript of the gene lamc3, whose product is annotated as laminin, gamma 3. Bases 124 to 5049 code for a protein of 1641 amino acids. The transcript is spliced from 28 exons. Gene Ontology annotation, molecular function: protein binding. The record is from RefSeq and is a predicted model, not a curated record. Lineage: Eukaryota; Metazoa; Chordata; Actinopteri; Gobiiformes; Gobiidae.
AGGCAGGAGAACAAAGCUUUUGGGGAAAGAGCCGCUUCUAACAAAUUCUUGCCUAAUCAAACUCCAUGUAUUCAUAUUUACUGAAGUUUAUCAUGUCAGAGUAAUUCACAGCUGCUUGAAGACAUGGAUAGAUCUUUUUAUUUGAUUUUUAUUGUUUCUUUUCAACUUCAAAGCUGUCCUUCCAGCUGGGCUGCUAUGGACUCAUGUUACGAUGACGAAGGCAACCCUUACCGCUGCAUGCCCGAGUUUGAGAACAUUGCAUUCAAUCGCACAGUUAUAGCUUCCAAUGUGUGCGGCUCCCCACCUGAGGACUACUGUAUGCAGACCGGCUCGACCCGCUCCUGCCACAUGUGCGAUGCCUCGGACCCCACACUCAGUCACAAUGCCAGUCUGCUCACAGACUUCAACAGGAAUGAUGACCCCACAUGGUGGCAGAGCCAGUCUAUGUUCUAUGGCAUCCAGCACCCCAACUCUGUCAACCUCACGCUGCAUCUGGGAAAGGCCUUUGUGAUAACCUACAUAAGAUUAAAAUUCUACACCAGCCGGCCAGAGAGCUUUGCCAUCUACAAGCGUACGGAAGAGGACGGACCCUGGAUACCAUACCAGUAUUACAGCGGUUCCUGUGAGAAAACAUAUGACAAAGCUGCCAGAGGUUAUAUUCGCCCAGGGGAAGACGAGCGGACCGCUUUGUGUACGGAUGAAUUCAGCGAUAUCUCACCGCUCACUGGAGGCAACGUGGCAUUUUCAACCUUAGAGGGACGCCCCAGUGCCUACAAUUUCGACCAUAGUGUGGUGCUACAGGAUUGGGUGACCGCCACAGACCUGCUCAUCUCACUGGACAGACUUAACACUUUUGGAGAUGAGUUCUUCAAGGAUGCCAAAGUGUUGCGUUCGUAUUUCUAUGCCAUUUCGGACUUUUCAGUUGGUGGAAGAUGCAAGUGUAACGGCCAUGCCAGCGAAUGUGUGGAGGGAGAGAGUGAAGACCUGGUGUGUGCUUGCCAGCAUCACACAGAGGGAGCCGACUGCCAGAGAUGUCAACCCUUCUACCAGGACAGGCCCUGGGCUCGGGCCACAGGGGACUCGGCCAACCAGUGUUUGAAGUGCAACUGUAGCGGGAGAUCAGACAAAUGUGUGUUUGACAUGGAACAGUACCGCAGCACGGGCAGUGGGGGGCGCUGCCUUAACUGCAGAGAUAACACUGAGGGACCCCAUUGUGAAAGCUGUAAAGAGGACCACUACAGGAUCUCCCCAGAUGAUGUCUGCCUUCCAUGCAAUUGCAAUAUCAACGGCUCAGUCAGUCAGCAGUGCGAUCAGACAGGAAGCUGUGUCUGCAAAGAAGGGGUGACUGGGGACAAGUGUGACACCUGUUUGCCCGGCUUUCAUUCUCUUGGCCUUGGUGGCUGCAGGCCAUGUGGGUGCAGUAUUACUGGAAGCGUGGGACAUUGCUCUGCUGCAGAUGGACAUUGCAACUGUAAGCCAAAUGUUGAGGGACACACCUGUGACAGAUGCAAACCAGGCUAUUUUGACCUCCAACAAAUUAACCCAGCGGGAUGUCAAGCAUGUUUCUGCUUUGGCCAUUCAUUGGCCUGUUCUUCAUCCAGCCACUACAGAGCUUUCAACAUCACUUCCAACUUCAUAGAGGAUCAGGACGGUUGGGUCGGGUUAUUCUCAGGGGGAAAGGAUUACCCUCUGCUAUGGAAAGAAGGUGAAGUUUACCUGCUACCUCUUAGAGAAGAAGAUACUGGCUUCUACAAAGCUCCUGAAAAAUUCCUGGGUAGCCACAUCCAUAGCUACGGCCAGCCUCUUCUGGUCACAUUCACUUCAGAGACCACCGAGCUUCUGCCGGAGCAUGUCACCCUGAUACUGGAAGGUUCAGGACUCACCCUCACUGCUGACCUUUCACCCCAUCCUGCAGUCGACCUUCUCCCAAGCCUCACACCACACAGCUCCUUCACAGUCAGACUGCACGAACAUGAGACGAGAUUUAGACCAUCACUGUCUUCAUUUAAUUUUCAACUUCUCCUAAACAACUUGACUGCUUUCAAGAUUAGCAAUGCAGGAGGACACAAUUACACGGCACAGUUGGCUGGGGUGAUCCUGACCUCGGCUUUCAUCUCCACUCGAGCAGAGAGUCCCCCUGCCCCAUGGGUGGAGUUCUGCUCUUGUCCAGCAGGCUUCAUGGGCCAGUUCUGUGAGCAGUGCUCCCCAGGAUUCACCAGGGAGCAGCCUGAUAGAGGACCACUCUCAGCAUGUGUUCCCUGCAACUGCCACCAUCAUGGGAUGUGUCACCCAGAGACUGGUGUGUGUGACUGCACUGAUUUCACUACAGGGUUGACCUGUGAGCUGUGCCUCGAUGGUUACUAUGGCAACGCUCUGAUUGGCACUCCUGGCGACUGUCAUCCUUGCCCUUGCCCGGACCACACCAGCUGUGCUCAAAUUGCAGGGACGGGACAGGUGGUCUGCACCAACUGCCCUACAGGACAGACAGGAACCCGCUGCCAGAUGUGUGAAGAUGGUUACUAUGGUGACCCCCUUGGACAGUCUGGACACGUUCGACCCUGCGUCAGAUGCGAGUGCAAUGAUAACGUAGACUUGAACGCAUUAGGCAUAUGUGACCACAUCACCGGGAGAUGCCUUAAAUGCCUUGGACACACAGAGGGUGACCACUGCCAACGAUGUCAGCCAGGUUUCUACGGUGACGCUCUGAGUCAAACUAUCUUCGAAAAAUGCAAACCCUGCAGGUGCAAUCCUGGUGGUACGUUUGGACUCGCUAAUGAAUGCCACCCACAGACAGGAGACUGUCUAUGCCUCAGUCAUGUGACCGGACGCAACUGCAGCUCUUGUGAAGUGGGAUUCUUCAACCUACAGCCAGGUUUGGGAUGUGAAAGAUGUAAGUGUAAUCCAAUUGGCUCAUCAUCAUCUGCAUGUCAUCCAGUCACAGGCCAGUGUGUGUGUAGAGCAGGAGUGGAGGGGAGGCUGUGUGAGACUUGCCGCCCCGGUUUUUUUGGAUUCUCCUCACGCGGCUGUAGAGCUUGUAACUGUGACCCUAUGGGGUCCAUAUCCAUGCAGUGUCACAGCAACGGCACCUGCCACUGUCGACCAGGCUUUGUGGGGUAUAAGUGUGACAAAUGUGAAAUGAACUACUUCCACAACAAGGUUAUGCACCAGUGUGAAGAAUGCCCUGUUUGCUAUGGUCUUGUCAAAAAACAGGCAGAAAAGCUGCAGACUCAACUGCAGGAUUUGGAGAAGCUGCUGGCUCAGUUUGAUUGCAAAGGUAGAUCUGGGAGGCAGCCUCACCUGCUCAAGUAUCAGAGAAGCAAGCUUUACGGGUAUGAGCACCAAGGGGAGGAUACUCUUCCCAACGCUCUGGAGGAUUUCCUGGCUUUCCAAGAAGCUCGGGAGGCCUUCAUAAAACAAUUUGCCUCACUGGAAGCGUCCACGGGAAUGCUCUCUGCCCAGUUACAUAGCAUUACGGCAACUUUGAACUGCACCAACGCCAGAGGUCUGACACAGGAAGGAGACGAAGGGUGGAAAGAGAAGAGAGAAAAUGAAGGAAUAAGAACUGCUGUGUGUCAAACAUUCACCAGUACUGGGAUCAUGAUCACAGCAUCACAGAGGCGACUAAAGCAAGCGACAUUAGACAUGGAUGGCAUGGUCAUUCCUUUUGAGAUGCCAUCACGGCCUAACAAGUGGAACAUUAUGGUCAAUGAUUCACAUGAGCUGAUGAAAAGUCACAAAGAGGCAGCAGACCACAUUGAGGCCAUUGCUAGCAGCACGCUACAAGCUUCAAAGGGGACCUUCACACUCUUGAUGGAUCUUCUAAUGGACAAUUCCACAGAGGAGUACAUCAGGAACCUCACCAUGCAAAUAACCCAAAUGCACCAAUGGAAGGAGGAUCUAGAGGUGCAGGUGAAUGAGACUGCAGCCGCACAGAGAGACAUGGAGGAGGAGGCUGCCGACUGGAGCGCUGCCCUGAAAAACCUCACAUCAUCCUUACAUCAGCUGGUUGCUGCAUCUGUCAGCACAUCAGCAGAGCCAGGCCAGGCGUCACUCAACCAAACACUUCAAAGCAACCAAACAACAGCGCUGGACUUGGAGAAAAGGGUAAAAGAUAUGGACUUUCGCAUUGAGACUACAGACAGUCGCUUUGGUGAGAUCAGGACCAAGAUGGAACCACAAACACAAGCUGCUAAUGAGAAAUUAGAGAUGGGAGAGAAGGUAGAUCAAUCAAUCUAUGAGCUGCAAGCUCGUGCACAGGAGGCGAAGAUUACAGCACUGUCAUCUGUGGUGUCAGGGAAAGAGGUGGAAUCAGAGGCAAUCGCCCUGCACCGAGGACUGGAAUACAUGGUGAAGGAAUGGCCCCGGCAGCAGCUCCAAACCAAAGCCGUAUUGAAGAAAGAGAGACCACUGAGAGAGAAGGUUCUAGCUGAAGUGAAAAGAAAGGUGGCACAGGUGGAAGAGAUUCUUCAACCAGCACUUAAGAACUCCAGUGACGCUGCCAAUAUCUCUGACACAGCUGAACAAAUUGCACAGUCUGUUGCUAAGGAAUCGAAAAGCCUUGUGAGUCAAGCCAAGCAUACAAAGACAGCAUCCGCUCACCUCAGCUCACAUAUAGAUUCUGUAGUGCGCAGGUUGAUUGAGCAAGAGAUGUUAAGCCCAAAAAACAAUUCUCAGCUCUUCAAUGAGCCUGAAGUGUCGCUGAAAAAAGUAAAGGAGCACAUGAAGUUGGCCACGAUCCAGUUAGAAGCCUAUUCUGCUACACUAACUGAACUAAUCAGCAAAAUUGAUGGGAGCAUACCCCUGGAGCGAUUUGAUCGCAUUUUGAACAACACAGCUCAGCGACUGAACAUGCUCCGCGGGAGUGUGGAGAACCCUGCACUGACACUAAAGAUCCACAAGUUGAAAUCAGCUGCUAAAGAACAACAGACUCAUCUGUCCCUCAUUGAGCAGGACAUACAUGAGAUCACAGUGGAGAGAGACAGUCUGAGGGAUAUAGCCUUGAAUUUACCUCAGUCCUGCUCUCAAAUCUCAGAGCCAAGGAAGGUCUAACUGUGGGGGAUGAUGAUGGCUAUAUUAAUUCACUGUGGCCGCAGUCCGUCGGCACCUCUUGUGGAAUUUAUAGACUUGUGAUUUUUUAUUUUCACUGUCACUGAGUAACCCGGUUGAAUAAUAGAGGACAAAAUAUGAACAAAGCCAAAUAUAAAAUUGCAAAAGAAAUAUAAUAAACAGGUAGCAUUCACCAAAGACUAGGUGGACUUAGCAGCACAAUUCUUUAUAACUUGUUAAAAAUAAAGCCUAAUAAUAAAACGCUAAUAAGAAAUAUAAGCAUGUAUUUAAAAAAAAUAAACAUUGUAAUAAAAAAAAAAACUAUUGUCUAUUUAAGAGCAGCUGGUAUUUACCGUGAAUUACAUACUAAUAUUGGGUGAUCAGCCUUUUUCUGAUGAUGAUAUGCUCACCAUUAUUGAAACCCACAAACCCAUAUUUUGGUCCAACUUUUUACUGACUCAUUUUACCUGAAUAGAGCAGAUUCCUUGACAAAAGCUAAUUCUUACACCUAACUUAAGGGCGAGAUGCUUAAAAAAAGCUGUUAUGUGAGUGCACCAAUUAAUAGUAUCAGAGAUCCUGUGUGUCUGAAUUUUCAUCAGGUUGGUACAUUCAUUUUCACCUGAGCUCUUUUUCAUCGGCCUGAAUUAAUUCAUAAUUAGUCCUGUAACCUCAAAGAAGUUGGGUUCAACCUUACAGCAGACAACCUGUGUUCAAUCCUCCCAAUAAAUUUUAACCCAUCAUUUCCAGACAUAUGGUUACAAGCAUAGUCCACUAAUUUAGAAUUUGGCAUAUUUGCAAGUGUUCAUACUUUUUAUUGCAUAUUUUGGUUUAUGGUACACACAAUGCCAUCAGAUGUUUGUUUUAUUUCUGAUGAUACUAAAAUGUAUAGCUAUAGUUGUUUAUGUAUGUUUAAAAAAAAUUCUCAUUCUAGUGAUUGGGCAGAUUUCAUUGGGAAAUACAAAUAAAAAUGUGAGCCUGACAGUACCUCACAUGCUGGCUAGAUGUAUGCUUGUGAAUAUUUACUGUUCAAGUCAUGCUGUUGGUAACUGUAAACAUGAGUUUGAGGUCUCAAAAGCUGAUGCUGCAGUGUGCACAGCCUGCAUAUAUCACGCGCAGGCUGCCUCUGCCUUGUGAUUUGUUGCUGCCCAGGGGCUUGUACUCUCAGUGUUUAUAGCCAAUAUUGCCAGGUUACCAGUUCAAGCGUCAGCGCUGCUCGUGCUCCAGUCAUUUGUCAAAUGUUGCAGACAAGAAAAACUGCUCUCAGAUUUCGAUGAUGUGACACAAGUGUCAGAGUUAUGCAUA